AUGUGUCUGGCGACGGUUUGGAGAUUUUGGACGGUGCUGGGGUUGGUGUCCGGGAGCCUGAGUCUGGGCUGUGAGAGGCUGCAGCAAGUUCUCAACACAGAGACUCUGAGCAAACUGCACGAAAUGGGGGGUCGCUUUCCCUGGCAAUGUGUAAGUGAAAGAUCUGCACUUAAAGCCAAGCCCCUGAACUUGGUGAAGCUUUCAAAAGGUUUACAGGCCCAGGACAGGAUCCAGAUACUUCAUCAAACCUUGUAUCAUAUCAAGAAGAUCUGCAGCAUGAACGUGGGGUCGGUCACUUGGGCCCAGGACAAAAUGGAAAAUGUCUGGCUUCUCCUUGAUCGACAGUUCAGGGAAGUAGAUGAAUGUGUUAAGAGAUCUGGAGCAGAGGUCAGACUGAGCAGAAACACCACCAUUCACAAAUACUUCAGGAAACUGCGAAAGUUUCUCAAACAGAAGAACUUCAACGACUGUUCCUGGGAAAUAAUCCGCGCUGAGACCAGAGCCUGUUUACAACAGUUGUUUGUCAUUAUGGCAGAAGUCGGCAGAAGAAAUUAAAAGAAAGGCGAAAGCCAUGUCUAGUAGAGAUGGAACAAUUUGUUUUUUAAAUAGCCUGUCAUAUCUACAGUUCAUGGUAUCUUGACUGUUUUGUGAUGACACUUCACCUGCAUGGUAACUGAUGGAGGGCAAAUAGUAUAUCGCUGAUAGUUUGUACUUGAUCGUUUAAUCAAAAUUAUCGCUGAGAUAUUUUCCUGUAUUAACUAUUUCACCAGGGAAAUCUGAGAAGAAUACUAUUUCUGGCUCUUUCUUUAUUGGCUGACAGCCUCUACAGUUCAAAGUCUCAACUGCGCUUUGUUCCAUGCUAAUAUAAGGCCAUUUACCCCAUCAGUUCUCAUGUGGUGCAGCAUUUUUCAUGUGACAGCCUUAUCAAAUGCCUUUUGGAAAUCCAUGUGCACUACAUCUGCCAGAUUCCCUUUGUCCAACUGUAUUGGUUGAUUUUCUAGAGGCCAUGUCUGGAACUGGCCUAACCAGCUGACUCCAUUCUUGCUCCCCAUCCUAUCUGAAUGGUGUUAAUUUGAUCACAAGGAUACUGUCACACAAUAAGAAUUACAAUUUUCAUACUUGGUAUAAAAUC
Stegostoma tigrinum is the source of this 1132-nucleotide messenger RNA. Its product is annotated as interferon alpha-H. Lineage: Eukaryota; Metazoa; Chordata; Chondrichthyes; Orectolobiformes; Stegostomatidae. Gene Ontology annotation, biological process: defense response. Gene Ontology annotation, molecular function: cytokine receptor binding. Bases 1 to 555 code for a protein of 184 amino acids. The transcript has 4 exons. The record is from RefSeq and is a predicted model, not a curated record. Gene Ontology annotation, cellular component: extracellular region.